Schizosaccharomyces cryophilus OY26 is the source of this 3891-nucleotide messenger RNA. RefSeq names its product centaurin 5. The transcript has 2 exons. The coding region runs from base 206 to 2830 and encodes 874 amino acids. NCBI's taxonomy places the organism in Eukaryota, Fungi, Ascomycota, Schizosaccharomycetes, Schizosaccharomycetales, Schizosaccharomycetaceae. The record is from RefSeq and is a predicted model, not a curated record. Gene Ontology annotation, molecular function: GTPase activator activity; protein binding. Gene Ontology annotation, cellular component: cytoplasm.
CUCACUUUUACGAUUUCAACUUUGCAACUACCCUAUUGUUCUAAGAGUGAAUUGAUUUUUUUUUGUCUUUAUUCUUUAACUACUUUACUAAAAUACCCUCUUUGUUUUAACUCCUUGCUUUCACGUAAUCUUUGGAUUUGGUGGUGUUUUGCAAAAGCAAAAGCAGCAAUUGAGGUGUUUAUAGCUUAUAAACACUGUUUAUAUCAUGGCUGGGUAUAAUGAGUUAGUUCCAAUACAACGAUUCAAUAUUCAGUCUUUGAAAUUCCUUUCACAGAAUGGCAAUGAAAUACUAAAUAUUCAAUCCUCAGAAUCAUCUUUUUUUGACUCAAAGUACCGGUUUUCGCGUAGGAAUCAUGAACCGGUUGAGUUCAUUCAAGUUCGCGAAGAAGAAGGGCCCAUGGUGAAAGUUAUCGAAGAAGACGGUUUAGAGCUGUCUUUUAAAUUGAUCGUACGUGCUUCUGAGACGAAGCGAGAACUUACAAACUUAACUUUUAUUCAUGGUUCCUCUCCACAAGAAAUAGACAGACUCAUAACGCGCGAGUUUUCUACAGAUGCAAACUUUCAAAACCACCACCAAGUGGCUUUGGUUGGUGAUGUUUCCUUUGCGCCAAACGAAAGCGAGCGACUGCUCGAAUGGAAAUGGCAAUACAGCCACUAUAGUUCCUUAUAUUACUACAGCAGUGGAUGCCCUAACUAUAUUUGUUUUGCUGAAUAUGAUAAGCGGUUGAACCGGCUCGUACCUUUACAAACUUUUCAAUUUUGGUUAGUGGAAUCUGAGCAAGACUCUACACCGGCUACGCCGAGCUUUACUUUGCGCCUUGCCGAAGACGGUGCAAUCAGUCCAGAGGUACCAGAACCGCAUUCGUUGCUAACUGCCACCGAGCAAUUUCCAAUCCAAUCUCCUCCACCUUCCAAUGUCAAUCCAACCUCUAGAGAACUUGAUCAAACAGAACCGGAAGACGGCCCUCUUUUCCGAGCUACUAUCCUUAAUUUUGAAAGAACCACACAUGAAAUGCGAAUGGCUAUGAAAAAAUUAAUCAAACGUGCAGAUCAAGUUGCUCAUUCCCAUGGUAUGCUGUACAUGUCUCAUAAGGAAUUCGUCGAUGCCUUCGAAAGAGCAGCAAAGAUCAACCCACCAGCCUUUAAACCGUUUUUAGACUAUUAUUAUGAGAAUUGUGCUAAAUCUUUGGAUAAUCUUAAUAUUGAUCGAGCUCAUUUGUUGAGGAACUCUUUAAUAGAACCUCUUCGAAGGAUUUAUGAUAAUGAUAUAAAAAACGCGUACUCAAAAAAAAAAGAUUUCGAGGAAACAAGUCGUGAUUACUAUACCUCUUUAACUCGUUAUCUAUCGAAAAGCGAAAAAGUCUCUUCUGCCGAUAAAGCUAAAGAGUCAAAGUUUUCAGCAAAAAGAAGGGACUUUGAACUUUCAAGAUUUGACUACUACUCUUAUAUGCAGGACAUCAAUGGAGGAAGAAAAGGUCAGGAAGUUUUGUCUGCACUUACCUCUUUUGCUGCUAAUGACUACAGCUUGAUUCAUUCUACUAUGGCAGAAAUAGAUUCAAUUCGACCAAGCAUCAUAAUGCUUCAGGAUGUUGUUAAUGAAGCUAACAAAGAGUUUUUGCUUUUGCGAGCUGAACGUGAAGAGAGAAGAAGACUUUUAGAAACUAGUAGUCGUGAGUUAGAUGAUCAAGAUGCAGAAAUUGCUGCUCAAGCUUACCGAGCCAAAAUCGGUCAAGAUACUUCGGCUAAGCAGGGUUUACUGUUAGCUUUUGCAAAAUCUAAUAGUGAUUUACAGAUGGUAUCAAAAGCUGGGUGGCAUAAAUACUGGGUGGUAUUAGAUCAUGGUAAAAUUUGCGAAUAUUCCAAUUGGAAGCAAUCUUUAGAACUUCAUGAGGAGCCUAUUGAUCUAUUAAUGGCAACAGUUCGGAUUCCUCAAUCCUUUCCUAGAAAAUUUUGCUUUGAGUUAAUCACUCCUCAGUUACGUCGAAUUUAUCAGGCGACUUCCAAGACGGAAAUGCAUUCUUGGGUUGAAGCCAUACAGUAUGCUAUUAGCGAAAGUAUUUCACUCAAGGGAAGAAGACAUUCUGCUUCCGAGGAUUCUACCAUUAAUAAAUAUGGAUCAACGUCUUCGAUUGGUAAAGCUUUACAGCGUGUUGCUUCGGUGACCUCCCCUGGACGAUACAGCGGGAGUGGAGGAGACUUAAAAGAUAAAAAGGCGCAGAAACCAAUUUCCCUCUCGAAAGCGGUAAAAGAAUCACAAAUUAGUGACCAAUAUUGUGCUGAUUGUCGCUUUACAUCACGAGUGGAAUGGUGUGCUAUUAAUUUUCCGGCUGUCUUGUGUAUAGAUUGUUCAGGAAUUCACAGAUCUUUAGGAACCCAUGUGUCAAAGGUGAGAUCACUAGAUUUGGACAAACUUUCGACAGAGACAGUAGAAUUGCUGCGAGCCACUGGGAAUCAAUUAAUUAAUGAAGUUUACGAAGCUAAACUUAGUGAACCGAACGCGAAAUCAAUUGAAAACCAAGAGGAAAGGGCUUCUUUUAUUAAAGAAAAAUAUGUACAAAAGCUUUAUGUUCAAGCUAUAGCCGAUUCAGAUGUAAAUGCUGCAUUAUAUGAUGCUGUUGAACGAGGGGAUUUGAAGCAAGUAAUUCUGCGCAUCGCACAGGGUGCAGAUGUUAACUAUCAAUCAGUGAUUCUUGUAUCCCUUCGUAAGAGCAAUUAUUUAAUUGCUGAAUUGUUGAGUUUGAAUGGUGCAGGUUUAAAUUUCGAUGAAGCUAUCAUGGAUACGCUUCCAGCGCGGGCGCAAGCGUUUCUUAUGACUAGGUCGACCAAUUAACCAUAUGUAAGAUAAAUUUUAUUCUCGUUGUUUAUGGAUACAGUUUUAAUUUCCACUUGUUAUGAAUAAUAUGAUGUUGACAAGUAAGGCUUGUUUACUUUUCGGAAAACUAUUUUUAUAGGCUUAAUAAACAGGAAAAAUAGCUACAUAGGAACAGCUACAUUUCGCCAUGCGAACUUUUACAAGAUAAUAGAAUAUCAGUGAUAGCUGACUGUUUUUUUGGUUACCUUGGUGGAGAAUUGAGUGUAUUGAAUAUUUUAGUACGCGGCUAUGAACGACAAACACUCUAGUCUUGGCUCUUGGCUCUUCUCUUGGCAAGGCGCUUGCCAGUACCAAAGACCUUCUUGCCUCUGUUCUUACGUUGCUUGCGUUGUUGACGGGCAACCUUUUCGAUGGGUUGGGCUUGACCAACACGGACAAGACGGUAAUGAGGUUCAAACUUCUUCAAAGCCUCAUUGGAGUCGUAGAUCAAGGCAAAACCAGUAGACCUGCCACCACCAAAUUGAGUACGAAGACCAAAGGCAGUAAUAUUCUCGGCAUCGGUCUUGUACAUUUGAGCCAACUUUUCGCGAAGUUCAUUCUUAGAAAGAUUGGCCUUACCAGGGUGAAGAAUAUCGACGACCUGUUCUAGUUAGAUUUUACUAUUCUUCAAAACCGUUCUACGUUAACUUGACAUUCAGCUAUUCAAGCCAAAACCAAGUGUUUUCACUUACCAUCUGCUUUCUUUGAAGCAAGCGGUUAGUCAUAAACUUGCGAGUUCUGAUUGUCACGGCCUCACUCAUUUUAGCAACUUGUGGUGACUGAUGGUGGUAAAGAAAGGAUUCUCAGUCGAGUACAGGAUUUUGCCUGGUGGAGGAAACUGUGACUGCUUUUUUGGUUAUGGAAAGUCUUUAACGCACCUUGACAUGGCGUGGUAAAUGUCGUCCAACUUGUUUCGUUAAAGCUCGGUAAAGUGCAAUUCACUUAUCUGAUCAAUCUCACAAUUGUAAAGGCCAUCGGUUCCGUAGUCUGUAAACAAACCAGAGCCAUCCCGUUUGAGUUGUAACACAUCGUGAUUUAAC